CGGGGGACGCGCCCCCCACCCGGGGCCUGCGGCGGGGGCGCCGGAUAAAGCGGUGCCGGCCGGCCGGCCCCCGACGGGACAGGACCGGAGGGGACGGGCAGGGCCCGGGGGGGCCAUGGCGAGCCCCUUGCAGCCGCAGCAGGAGCUGACGGCCCCCGGCGAGCAGCGGCUGCUCUGGGGGAGCGGCGCGGCGGGGGCGAAGCGGCAGCCGUCGGGGGAGCGGGCGGAGGGGCUGCUGCUGCUGGAGCUGCGCCGCUGCCGACGGUCGCCGGCCCCCGGCGUGGAGGGGAAGGAAGAGGAGGACGAGGAGGACGAGGAGGAGGAGGAGGAGGCGACGGCGGGCCCGGGCUGCUGCCCCAAGUGCAAGAAGCGGGUGCAGUUCGCCGACUCGCUGGGGCUGAGCCUGGCCAGCGUGAAGCACUUCAGCGACGCCGAGGAGCCGCGGGUGCCGCCCGCCGCCCUCUCCGUCCUGCAGAGCCCGCCCGUCGAGGCGGGGGAGCCCGGAGCAGCCCCGGGGCUUCCCUCCAGCGGGGCCCGGCCGCCGGCCGCCCUGCUCCUGGAGCCCGACUUCCCCGACGGCGGCGCGCCGUCGGCCGAGCGGCUGCGGCGGCAGCGAGUGUGCCUGGAGCGGCUCUGCCGGCCCGCCUCGGCCGCCGGCGUGCGGGGCACGGUGCAGGUGCUGCCGUGCGGCGGCCCCGCCGAGGUGACGGUGCGCUACACCUUCAACGAGUGGCUCUCCUUCAUGGACGUCCCGGCUGAACCCCUGGCCGCCGCCGCGACCCCUGCCGUCGAGCCGCCGGCCGAGCGCUACGGCUUCACCCUGUGCGUCCCGCCGAGCUCUGGGGAGGGCUCGGCCCUGCACUUCGCCGUCCGCUACCGCAGCCAGCAGGGCGAGUACUGGGACAACAACGAGGGCCGCAACUACACGCUCCGCUGGUGCCGCCGCGCCCCCGACGGCUGCUCCGACAUGGCGGCCGCGCCCCUCCACUGACGGGGCGGGGGGCGGGGGGGAGGCACACCUGAGGAAGAAACGGGGCAUCGCCGUGGCUCGCGGGGUCUUUUUUAUUAGUUUUUGGAGGAUACGAGGGGAUUGAGUGGCGUGUGGUUUGGUGUUGGUCUUGGUGACGCACUAUUUUCUUUUUUUUUCCUCGACGUCAUUUUCUGAGGCUUUGAUUCAGGCAUCACCUCACGACCUGAUCGCCGGAGCACCCGAGUGACACGAGCCCCACGUUUGCCACAGAUGUAACACAGCACCCUGCUUCUCCUGCUUGCACAGCCCUUCCAGAGCCAUGGUGCUGUGAUAGCGGUGUUGUGCGUUGCCUUUUUAGCAUUAUUUUUUCAAUCCAGCGGUCUCCGCAACAAUAUGAUGCUCCCUAACGAGGGCCCCUGACGAACUUCAGUGCCUGCCCCACCUUGGCUGUGCCCCCAGCCUCAGAGCUGGGUCUGGGUCGGGGCUGCCCUGGUUUUUGUCACUCAACGGGCUCUGAUAGCACUCACAGCCUUCCCCAGGCUUGGGUGCGGAUACCUGCGUGCGUCUGGCUAAUAGCAGCCAACGGGGACUUCUGCAAAAGUGUUUUUGCUUAAAAUAGGCUGCUUGCUGCUUCUCACACAAUUGACGGGCCUAAAAACGGGGCAAAGGAGGAGUUAAAAAUGUUUGCUGAUACUGAGUCUGUCAGGAGAACUUUGAUAACAACACCGUUGAGUAAUGUAAAGUAAAAGAUGGUGUCUGUCUCA
Messenger RNA from Cygnus atratus (black swan), 1734 nucleotides. It is a transcript of the gene PPP1R3G, whose product is annotated as protein phosphatase 1 regulatory subunit 3G. The transcript has a single exon. Gene Ontology annotation, biological process: regulation of glycogen biosynthetic process. NCBI's taxonomy places the organism in Eukaryota, Metazoa, Chordata, Aves, Anseriformes, Anatidae. The record is from RefSeq and is a predicted model, not a curated record. Gene Ontology annotation, cellular component: protein phosphatase type 1 complex. Gene Ontology annotation, molecular function: protein phosphatase 1 binding; glycogen binding. The coding region runs from base 116 to 991 and encodes 291 amino acids.